UGGAGGCUUGUUUGGUGCAGUCCUCGGCUAGAGACACCGCGGUAUAUGGAGUAGAUUUUAGUCUCCCUCUUGAUCCUUUCUCGAGUCUAUUCUUCACAUACGUUGGAAAGCAUCAGUACUCACAAAAUGGACGCCUUCAAUCUUCCACAAAAAAUGAAAGCACUGGAGUACUCUGCGCCCAGGAACCCGCGCGUGGUUGAAAAGCCUCUACCCGAGAUAAGAGACCACGACUUAUUGAUCAAGGUAAAAGCGUGCGGCGUCUGCGGAACCGAUUUACAUAUCCACGACGGGGAAUUCGGAGCGCAGUUUCCGGUAGUCCCUGGACACGAAACGGUCGGCGUGGUCGCAGCAUUUGGCUCGAAAGUGAAGGGCUUCGCUGUCGGUGAUCGAGUGGUGGCAGACAACUCAGAACUAUGCGGGGAGUGCUUUCAUUGUCGUCGGGGCAGCGAGCUCUUUUGCGAGAAUUUUGUUGCUCACGGCGUCAUGGUUGAUGGAGGCUUUGCCGAAUACGCCGCUUACCCAGCAAAGAGAGUAUUCCCCUUCAAAGGAAUAUCGGAUGUAGAUGCUACUCUGAUCGAGCCAGCAGCCUGCGCAGCGCACGGGAUCGAUAAAAUCGCCCCGCACAUGGGUUCGAAGGUACUGUUAUUUGGAGCUGGACCGACUGGUUUAGUUCUUGCGCAGCUACUGCGACAGAACGGAGGAUGCAAUGUUGUUGUGGCCGCACCAGAGGGGGUCAAGAUGGCACUUGCAAGGUCUCUCGAUGCUGCAGACGAGUAUAUAGAUCUUCCACGAGACAAGGCAGCUUCGGAGGUGGUCCUCAAGAAGCUGUACGAGGAUAAUCCGUACGGAUUCGAUAUCGUGGUCGAAGCGACGGGCAGUGCUAGAGUCUUGGAACGGGCCUUGGACUUUGUUCGAAAGGGCGGGAAACUGGUCGUUUACGGAGUUUAUAAGGACGAUGAUCGAAUCUCACUGCCACCGAAUAGAAUCUUCAAGGACGAGAUCCAAGUUCUUGGGUCGUUCAGCGAGAUGCAUAAAUUCCCUGCUGCAAUCGACUAUCUCGAAACGGGCAAGAUUCGUGUUUCUGGAAUUGUCAACCAGACGUUUGGCGUAGAGCAAUGGGAAGAGUGCCUGGAUGCGAUGAGGACGAAAAGGGUGAUCAAAGCCGCCAUUGUUUUCGAUUAGCUGGUGUAUCAUGCAUAGAUUUAGAUGAAAGUGAAUGGGAGACGAUUAAUUGAAAUGCU
Molecule: messenger RNA, 1241 nt
Organism: Aspergillus versicolor CBS 583.65
Lineage: Eukaryota; Fungi; Ascomycota; Eurotiomycetes; Eurotiales; Aspergillaceae
Product: zinc-dependent alcohol dehydrogenase family protein
Exons: 5
Coding region: 127-1182 (351 amino acids)
Molecular function (GO): zinc ion binding; oxidoreductase activity
Source: RefSeq, a predicted model, not a curated record